Panonychus citri (citrus red mite) is the source of this 759-nucleotide messenger RNA. RefSeq names its product prefoldin subunit 4-like. The record is from RefSeq and is a predicted model, not a curated record. Gene Ontology annotation, biological process: protein folding. The transcript has a single exon. The coding region runs from base 210 to 617 and encodes 135 amino acids. NCBI's taxonomy places the organism in Eukaryota, Metazoa, Arthropoda, Arachnida, Trombidiformes, Tetranychidae. Gene Ontology annotation, cellular component: prefoldin complex; cytoplasm.
AAUUUAUGUGAUUUGUUUUUCUAAUUUAAAUAUUAGAUGAAAUUAAAUUAACGUCGAAUUUUAGUUUCUAUUUUGAAGUUCCUGUUGUAAGAAGAAUCGAAAAUCUAUUGUCUCUAUUAAGAGGUUUGGUUUAUCUCUUUUACUGUGAUUGUUUUGUUGUUGUUGUUUGGAGAUUAAUUUAAUUGUGGAACUUUUUUUCAAUUGGAAUCAUGGCUUCAGCAGUUACUUCUACUAGUGAUUUACAAGUUACAUAUGAAGAUCAAAGUAAAAUCAAUCGUUUUGCUUGUCACAAUUCUAAAUUAGAAGAGAUCAAAGAGGAAUUGGUUAACAAAGAAAAGGAACUGAAAAAUAUAGAGGAAUCAAUUGGAGAGAUGGACUUGUAUUCAACUCUGAACGAUGAUGAAGGUUUCAACAUCAUGGAAGGUGAAAUGUUUGUUCACUUCACCGGGGAAGAAGCGUUGGAAUGGGUGAACAAGAAGAAGGAGGAAUUGAGCCGAGAAGUUUCCACCAUGAAAGAUGAAGUUGAUCGAUUACGGGAAGAGAUGAACAACCUGAAGACUGAUCUCUAUGCUAAAUUUGGUCGAAAUAAUAUCAAUUUAGAAGCCGAUGAACAAUAAGAUCAUUUUUUUACUUAAAUUCACGGAAAAUGAAACCCGAUUUUUGGAUAAACGCGGAAUAAGUUAUCGACAGUAAACAUUUCAAUGCAAAAAUGAGUUUUAUUUAUCUUUUGGUUACAAUUAAAUUUAUUUUUAAACUUGA